AUGGAGAGCAUCCAGCCCCGGCCCCUGAUCCGUGCCCCUCGCUGCCUGCGCCGUAACUCCUCCCACCUGCUGCCAGCGGAGGCGGUGCACCGUAGCAGGGCGGCCUACGGUGUGCACGGGCGCUACCGGCGCUCCAGCCUGUUACGGAGGCCCUCCACCAUCUCCAACAGUGCCUUGCCAGGCAGGCUAGUCCCCCCACCCAGACGCAGAGCUCUAUAGUGGCCCGCCACUUCUCCCCUUCCCUGUAUAGGAACUGUUCCGCCUGCUGGAAACCCAGGGGCCGCAGGGAGUCCCUCAGCCCCCUGCAGGGCACCUACUACGACCCCCGCCUGGAGACUUGGAGUGGGUUCCUCUCGUAUGUAGAUCCCCCCUACCUUUGCCUGGGGCACAGGCAAUGCUUUUGUGAGCUUGUUAGUGUGUGUAUUAGGGAGGUGGGGGGGGGGCUUCUAUGGCAGAAUACACACAGAAAAUGUCUGUAUACACAGCGCAUGUUUUAGACCACACUAUUUGUUUUAUCCGGACAAUAGAAGGGGGAUAUGCAUGCCAAAGUCACUGGCCAUUCCUGCCCGUCCAACCAUACCAGCACUUCCUGGUCUGAAGUGUUGAUGUCAGUUAAGCAAGUGUUUGUGUCUACACCAAACUCUGCUGACCUUUUGUGUUGCUGACAUGUAAGCUAGGAUUUUUGUUGAGUGACUCCUACAGCACCUUUCAUGCAGGGUCUCAGUCACACAAACCUGUCAAAUACCCACCUAGACCUCUUCUGUACCUGGCUGCACAUCAGCUCAACAGGGUCCUACCGGAAGGGAAGGACUAGCAACCACUUAAAAUGCUGUGUGUUGUAUGACGUCAGAUGUACCAUUCAUUAUUCAUCAUGUGUGCUAAACCUCUCUCUUUGAUCAUGGCCAACCUUUUUUCAUCAGUGAAGAGUGGGUUUACCGUUAGGCACUUCAGUUUACGGGUGUUGCAGUAUCCCACUGGGAGGGUCAUCUCAAUGAUGUUAUUGCAAUCAUUCAAAGGUAUUGUGUCUGUGUCAUUUCAGGAAGGCCAUCGCUAAAUCGGGUCUACAGCACCUGUCUGCCCAGCCCAGUGCCUCAGCCCUGGCCAAGUUUGACCCAGACAGGGAGAUCCGGAGCAGCUGUGACUGGACCGUAAGUGCAGCCUCUGGCCCAGCUUAUUGAUUUUUACCCCGUAAUGGACUACAUGCCCCUAAUGAGUUUCAGAGUAGUGUACUUUGUUUACCCAGAGGUACUAUACUGUUUGGUAGUGGAUUCUAUGAGCGAGCUGAGAUUCCUAUUUGUCAGGGUAAAAAAAAGGGUGUGUUUAAUAGACUCCGCCUCUUCCUCCAGGAGAACGCCCUGUAUGGGGAGCACAUCUGGUUUGAGACCAAUGUCUCUGGGGACUUCUGUUACGUCGGAGAGCAGCACUGCUUCGCCAAGACACUGGUGAGUGUGUUUGUGUGCAGCUACCCCUGGCCCUGCCUGACAUUACAAAGCCACAGAUGCUGUGACAGGAAUGAGCCCAGAGGAAGGGAGGAGGAAUGAACUCAUUAGAGGAGAUGUAUUUGUAGUGAAUCCCUAAACAAAAAGAGGGGGAGUAUUAACUCCUUGUCACAUUGUUUUUCAUCUGUAAAUGGAUGAUACUGUCCAGAUUUAUACCACCCGGUACCAUUCAGUACAGUUCUAGAGAAUGCAGAUUGUAUAGCUCAAUAGCGCUCUGCAACUGUAAACAUAACAGUAUGAGAAAUGGUGCCAUGUUAUGAACAUAAACACUGUCUCUUCAUUGUUUUGGAAAACUGAUGGGAUUAUAAAAAGUGGGCAACUAGGAAGAGAACCUGUAAAACGAGCCCAAUCUUUUGUAUUUUUUCCUCCAGAUGAUGCAGAUGUAUUUUUUGAUUGCAUUAUUUGUAUGAGAUUUAGUUCUGAUAUCCACAGUGUGACAUUUUUGUAUUUUUUUAUGUAACGCUCUAUACCAGGGGGUGUCAAACUCAUUCCAUAGUGUCUGCUAGUUUCUGGUUUUUCCGUUCAAUUAAGACCUAGACAACCAGGUGAGGGGAGUUCCUUACUAAUUAGUGACCUUAAUUCAUCAAUCAAGUACAAGAGAGGAUUGAAAACCUGCAGACACUCGACCAACCGUGGAACGAGUUUGACACCUGUGUUAUAUACUGUACAUGCUAGAUACAAGCGCUUAGAGCAGGGCUCUCCAACCCUGUUCCUGGAGAGAUACCGUCCUGUAGGUUUUCACUCCAACCCUACUCUUUCACAUCUGAUUUAAAUAAUUAGCAGGUUGAUUAGAUUAAUCAGAAGUUACAUCUGGGGUUGGAGCGAAAACCUACAGGAGGGUAGCUCUCAGGAACAGAGUGGGAGAGCCGUGUCCAACCAAUGUUUGUGUAGAGUAGGGUUUCCCAAAGUCGGUCCUGGUACCCCCCCCUUGCUGCACGUUUUGGGUUUUGCCCUAGCACUACACAGCUGAUUCAAAGCUUGAUGAUGAGUUGGUUAUUUGAAUCAGCUGUGUAGUGCUAGGGCAAAAACCAAAACCUACACCCUGGGUGUUUGGGAAACCCUGGUGUAGAGCACGUGUCAAACUCAUUCCACGGUUGGUCGAGUGUCUGCGUGUUUUCGCUCCACCCUUGUACUUGAUUGAUGAAUUAAGGUCACUAAUUAGUAAGGAACUCCCCUCACCUGGUUGUCUAGGUCUUAAUUGAAAGGAAAAACCAAAAACACUCAGCCCUCCGUGGAAUGAGUUUGGCAGCCCUUGUGUAGAGGCUCCCUCUGGUGUCCACAGAACCAUAACACACUUCACCUAAGAAGUAGUGCUGCCAUCUUGAGGGUGUUGCACCCAUAGAGGUAGAUGGAGGGCCCUUCUUUGCAUCUGUGCCAUAUGGCUUCUGUGACAACAUGGACAGCUCCAUUGAGGGCUUUCUUCAUUUUAAAGUAGUUAAGGGUGGAUACUGCCACCUGGAGUGUGUUGUCUGCACAGGUAUAAAACCAAGGUAGGUAAUUUACUGCCACCUGCAGUUAAGGAAUGUUUGCUCACGUGUAUAAUUCAUUGGCUGAUCCCUCCUGAGGACCUUGAUGGAAAUUAAUUAUUCCGUAAGCCCAUAGGAAGUCCCACCAAGUUGACUUCUUCAAAAUGGUGAAAGUCUUCAAUGGCACUGCCCAUGCUAAAACAGGCCUUUGGGGCACUAGAGCGGUCUAUUUAAGUUUAUGGUUGUACUAUGAAUUAUCAAGUUAAAAGAAAGUCAUUUAAUUCAGGAAGUUUUCAUGUAUUACUACGAUAAGGGUCAUUAAAUAAUAUUCUCUCACUCAUCUCGUCACCACAGCAGAAAUCUGUAGCCCGGAAAAAGUGUGCAGCCUGCAAGAUAGUGGUUCACACAAUCUGCAUAGAGCAGCUAGAAAAGGUAUGUUUCAAGCCAUUUUCCCAACAAAUGCUUCACAAACUUUUCUUCCAGUGAACUAUGCUUUCACCUGGAAGCAGAUAGAUGUUAAAUUAUGUAUUAUCACCAAAGCUGUGGAAAUUAGUUGAGAGCAUGUAUACCAAGACAAAAUGAGUUGCAAAUGUUGAAUCCUGAAAAUACCGUAAUAUCAGCCUUUUCAGAUGUUGUCUCUCAAGGAGACAAAAUGUUUCCAUCACAUCAGUUAAGAUGAGAUUUAAAUGGUAGCCAUGCCAACCUAACCCAUCCUGCUCCUCUCCAGUUAUUCGACACCGAGGCUAUGCCCCAUGAAGACAGCCUGCUUAUCGAAGACCCCACCUUUAGAGUGAGACACUCAGACCUCUCUCAGGCUGCUAUGGGAUAUAACUAGUGUUAGAUCAUACUCCUUCUCUAACCCUAUCUCACUACGCUACCUGACCCAUUGACCUGACCCUCCAAUGCUGCACUCUGAUUGGGUAAUUCUCUGGAUAAUCAAAGUCGAAUAGAGUCGGUCGCUCUUUCCUAGAGUUUUUUAGUUGCUGAAUUUAUUUGAAUCUCCCUUUUCCAAAAUGUCUUUAACUUGUACCCAUUAACUCUGCUAAUCUGAGGGUUUGUUCAUAUCUAUUGUUUAUACUUUAUCUGAUGCUGUUAUGGUGGAGGUAAAGGUGAAGAGCUGGUUGUGUCACAUAGUAACACAUAUUGCACCACAGGUUUCCCUUUUCAGUAAGUACUUAUACUAGGUGAACAAGAACUUCAGCAUGUUCAGUUUAACCUUAAACCUCUCCUAUUGGCCCUUUUGGAUUACUGAUUCAGCAUUCUAUUUUGGUGCAGGGGUUUCUCUAACAACAUAUUGGAAACAACGACAAGGAAAAACAAAAUAAAUCAAUGUUUGAAACAAUUUCUUUGCUCUACCCCGUAGAUAAACUUUAGGUGUAAACCGUCAUUCAGGGAAUCGGGGUCUAGGAAUAUACGAGAGGUAAGUGCCAAUAAACGUUCAUUUCCAUUUGAUCAGAUGAUCAUCAUACUCAUACUCAUACUUUAUUUUCACCACUUUUUCAUCCUCCUUUGCUUGUCUUGUCAUUCUAUGUGUCUGUCUUCUCUGUAACCCCUCCCUCUCCUCCUGUCCCUGCUUCCCUUUUGCCCUUUGACCUUCUCUCUUGACCUUUGACCUUAGCCAGUCCUCCAAAGACAAGGUGCUCUAAAGUGCCUCAGGCGGAUGGCUAACUGCAUGGCCACCCCUUUCCUGAGCCAGUCCCAGGUACCAUCCCACCCUAACUCCCCAGAUCACCCCAACCCAAAGCCACAGUUAUGGGGGCAGUAGGAGAGUAAUGCCUGACUAGUUUAAUGAUUAUAAAGACCCCCAAGGCCUAGCUUUGGAUGUCCAAGUUUAAAUUCCCUCAUCAUGACAUUUGCAUUUUUACAUUUUAGUCAUUUAGCAGACGCUCUUAUCCAGAGCGACUUACAAUUAGUGCAUUCAUCUUAAGAUAGCUGUUAGAGACAAUGACAUAUCACAAUCGUAUCAAGUACAUUUUCCCUCAACAAAGUAUUUAUCAGCAAAGUCAGUGCUGGUGGGACUUUUUUGGGGUGUUUUUUGGGGGGAGGAGGGGGUGUCGGAGGCGCCGUGAAAGUAGAGUGUGAGGAGGAGCAGGUGACAUGGGAGAACUUAGGAAGGUUGAACACAAGGCGGGCUGGUUGCAGGGGUUUGAUGGCAAAGCGGGGAGCCCAACCAACAGAGAGUUGCAGUAGUCUAGAUGGGAGAUGAUAAGUGCCUGGAUUAGGACCUGCGCUGCUUCCUGUUUGAGGAAAGGUCGUACUCUACGGAUGUUGUAGAGCAUAAACCUGCAGGAGCGAGUCACUGCUUUGAUGUUUGCAGAGAAUGACAGGGUGUUGUCCAGGGUCACGCCAAGGUUCUUUGCACUCUGGGAAGGGGAUACUGGAGUUGUCAACCGUGAUGGAGAGGUCUUGGAGUGGACAGGCCUUCCCCGGGAGGAAGAGCAGAUCCGUUUUGUCGAGGUUGAGCUUGAGGUGGUGGGCCGACAUCCAAGCUGAGAUGUCUGCCAGGCACACAGAGAUUCGUGUCACCACCUUGGUGUCAGAAUGGGGGAAGGAGAAGAGAAGUUGAGUGUCAUCCACAUAGCAAUGAUAGGAGAGACCAUGUGAGGAUAUGACGGAGCCGAGUGACUUGGUGUAAAGAGAAAAGAAUAGAGGGCCUAGAACCGAGCCCUGGGGGACACCAGUAGUGAGAUCACGUGGUGCAGACACAGAUCCUCUUCACGCCACUUGGUAGGAGUGACCUGCCAGGUAGGAUGCAAUCCAGGAGUGUGCGGAGCUUGAGACGCCCAACCCUGAGAGGGUGGAGAGGAGGAUCUGAUGGUUCACGGUGUCGAAUGCCGUGGAUAGAUCUAAGAGGAUGAGAACAGAGGAGAGAGAGUCAGCUUUGGCAGAGUGGAGAGCCUCUGUGACACAGAGGAAAGCGGUCUCAGCUGAGUGAGCCGCCUUGAAGCCUGACUGGUUAGGGUCAAGAAGAUUGUUCUGAGAGAGAUAAUGAGAGAAUUGGUCAGAGACAGCAUGCCCAAGUGUUUUGGAAAGAAAAAAAAGAAAGGAUAUUGGUCUGUAGUUUUUUACGUCAGGGGUCGAAUGUUGGUUUCUUGAGGAGGUCGUCUUGAAGUCAGAGGGGACACAGCCAGUGGUCAGGGAUGAGUUGAUGAGGGAAGGGAGAAAUGUCUCCAAAAAUGGUCUGGAGAAGGGAGGAGGGGAUGUUGUCGGGUUGCCGGACCUCACUAGUCGCAGGAUUUCAUCUGGAGAGAGCGGGGAGAAAGAGAUCAAGGUGUAUAGUAGUUGUGUAUGUGGGACCAGUGGACUCAGUAGGUUGAAUGAAAGAGGAGCGGAUGUCAUCAACCUUUUUUUCAAAGUGGUUGGCAAAGUCAUCCGCAGAGAGGGAGUAGAGAGGUGGGGGAUUAAGGAGGGAAGAGAUAGUGGAGGAGAGUUUCCCAGGGUUGGAGGUGGAAGCUUGACAUUUAGAGUGAUAGAAAGCGGCUUUAGCAGUGGAUACAAAGGAAGAGAAGGUAGAGAGGAGGGAGUGGAAGGAUGAUAGGUCCUUCAGAAGUUUAGUUUUCUUCCAUUUCCACUCAGCUGCCCAAAGCCCUGUUCUGUUAGCAUACCACACUUAGUCAUUAUUACCACAGAACUGGGUUUAUUAUUGUCCUAUACACAAUAAUGUUCACUGUGUCUGUCCAAACCUCUGAUAUUGCUAAUGAGAAACUAAUAAACUCAACACAAGCUUUCCUUGAUCUCACUCACCAUUGUCUACAUGUAAUAAAAAUAGGAAAACCACAGUAUUUUAAAUCGGGCAAUUGUGAGUGAGUUGAUUAAUGUGUUUAUGAACGUUGGUUUUCCAGCCAACCGUAGUGCGGCACCAUUGGGUCCACAGGAGGCGCCAGGAUGGGAAGUGUCGGCAGUGCGGGAAGGUGAGCAUGGUUAUAAUAUCAAUUAAUUAAUUUCUUCCCUAUAUUGCCCUGUAUUGCAGGAUUAAUGAUCUGAUGAAACAUGUUAUUCUUGAGGGUACAUUACCUCUUAGAUCUGAUUCAUUUCUCUACAGGGUUUCCAGCAGAAGUUUGCCUUUCAUAGCAAAGAGAUUGUGGCCAUCAGCUGUUCGUGGUGUAAACAGGCAGUAAGUUGGAAGGUUGAUUGUACUGUACAGGUGUAGGAUCUUAAUUUGACCAGUACUGUCGCAGCAACAUAAUCCUGCAGCAAUGUCACCUUGUCUGAGAGAGAUUUGCAUGUUUAUCCAAACUUCAUGCCAGGGUAAGCCUACACGAAACACAGCCCUUAUUUUAAGUGUUUCUAAAAUCCCCUAUGGGGAAAAAUGAAUGUUGGAAAAACGAUUGGAACCAUUUCCCUGUUUGACCGCUAGGUUUUAUGGGUAUUAUGACACCUCCACUGUGGGGCUCUAUUUGAUAAUUAUAUAUGGUUGAUGUUAUGAUUGUAAAUUGGUCAAUUGUAAAUUCAGUCUGACUGUGAGAAACCAAUAAAAUCUGCUACUACUACUACUACUAAUAAUAAUAAUAUUAGCUGGCCAAAAUUAGGCUACAUGAAAAGUGCAAUACUGUGAAUAUAACUGUGUGCUAUUGCCUGUUUUCAGGGAAUUUAUGUAAAUCAUGUAGCUCAUCUGCAUUUGGAAUUUCUCAGCAACAAAAGAGUGAUACAAUUCUGAUGUCUACCUCUGUAUGGUCUUAGUGCUGUUGUGCCUCAUAAACUAUGGAUGAUAAUGAUGUGUGUAUGUAUGCUUAUUUGAGACAUUUGUGUCUGUGUUGAAUGAAAACACUUCCAAUGAGUAUGGAUGAAUGUGAUCACUGAUAUAUUGUGUAAGUGUGUACAGUAGCUGUCUUCACCCUCUGUAAUGGUGUAUGUAUGUUUAUGUGAGACAGUUGUGUGAGGGUCUGCGUUGUGUUUUAAAUGAAUGAUGUGUGUGAUGUGUUGGUGUGUGACGUCACUGCUGCCAUCCUUUCCUCUCUCCCUACUGUAGUAUCACAACAAGGUGUCAUGCUUCAUGCUGCAGCAGAUCGAGGAGCCCUGCUCCCUGGGUGCUCAUGCCUCUGUCAUCGUACCCCCUACCUGGAUCAUCCGGCUCCGCAGACCUCAGGUAAAAAAAAUUACAAAAAUGUGAUGUUUUAUUGUCACAUAGACCGGAUAGGUGCAGUAAAAUGUGUUGUUUUACAGAGUCAGCCAUAGUAGUACAGUGACCCUGGAGCAAAUUAACGUUAAGUGCCUUGCUCAAGGGCACAGAGAUUUUUUACCUUGUCGGCUCUGGUAUUUGAACCAGCGACCUUUUGGUUACUGGCCCAACGCUCUAACCGCUACGCUACCUGCCGCCCCCACAAUCACAUACACUUCCAAGUAUUCAAAUAUUCACUGCCACCAUGUGAGUUUACAAUGUACAAUGGCAUGCUUCCCCAAAUACUUUGUGGUGCCAUUGCACUGAGAAGCCAACAGAGGGUAGCAGUCAUCCAUUAGUUUGAGCUGUAAGCCAUGCAUUCAGCAGUUAUGAUAAAUUACAGUGUAUUAUUUAUAGUUGAUCAAAUGCUGUUCCUUAUAUAAAUGGAAUACCAAUGUGCCAUUUAAUCCUCGUUUUAUUCUUUCAGACCUCACUAAAGUCGAGUAAAAAGAAAAAACGGACCUCGUUUAAGCGCAAGUCCAGCAAAAAGGGAUUAGAGGUGAGUUUGAAUUGUUACAUCAUCCAUCACAAAUGUCCUUUCCUACCGUUUGUAUUGUGAAGAGACGUACAUAACUAAAACAUCCUUUGUUGAUUAGCCUGAGGGGCAUCAUUUCCAUUAUACUGCAUCUGUUGUGCACUGUUCAAUUGGUUUAACAUUUAAAUAAAAAUACAUGAAAUAGUAGCUAAAAGGGCAAUGUCAAACUGAUGACAAGGUAUUAUCGAUGUAGACAGUCUUCGCCCUUAUCAAAUCACUGCUGACACAACCCAGCCAGGGACAUAGGAUGUGCUUGUCAAUACAUACUUCCUGGCGACAUCUAGUGUCCAAUACCAUGGCUUUAAUGCAUUUACAUGACAAGUGCAUGUACAGAAAUAAUUAUCUCUCUUGUCUGGCCUUGUGUUGGUUAGCCAGCCCUCCAAAGACAAGGCGCUUUAAAGCGCCUCAGGCGGAGCCAGUCCAAGGUACCAUCCCACCCCUAACUCUCCAGAUCACCCCACCCCACAGCCACGGUUAUGGAGACCGUAUUGAUCAAUUCAACUGUGCACAGUGUUAGACAACUAUAUACUCUUUGGCUUACUAUAUCUCAUAGAGAGUAGGAAGUAUCAACGCAACAUCAGCUCUAUGCCAUUUAAUUUUAGUUAGUUACUUUGGCAUAAUGUUAUAUGAGUCUGACACGAUAGUUUAUAACAAACCAUCAGUAAAAGCAGUAAGCGCUUAAUGCUCUUCCCUUAGGAAACCAACACUGUACAUCAGUCUCAUCUUUCACCUCUCUAAAUGCAUCCCUUUAUUUCCUCUGCUCUCUCCCUUCCUCUUUGUGCAGGAGGCGCGCUGGAAGCCCUUCAUAGUUAGACCCAUUCCCUCCCAGCUCAUGAAGCCGCUGUUGGUGUUUGUCAACCCAAAGAGUGGGGGAAAUCAGGUGAGCCGUGCUGUCUGUGCUGGAGCUGUCAGUGCAGGCCCAGUGGACCGAGGCCAACACCAGUCAUAGGUGUAAUCCUGACUGGUCUAUAAGCCUUCUGUGAGAUGAAACACUGUCUGCAUCUUAAAGAGUCAUUUCAGCAGUCCAGUCAGGGCAUCUCAUACCUCACACAUUUGGCUGGAUCACUCAAUCAUAUACUAGUCAGUUAAUCAAAUACUUAUUUAUUAUGAUGAUGAUGAAUUGGUAGUAAUUGUACUCCUACUCAUUUUCAGGGAGCCAAGAUUAUCCAGUCGUUCAUGUGGUACCUCAACCCCCGCCAAGUAUUUGACCUGAGUCUGGGAGGGCCCAAGGAUGGGUAAGUUUUCCAAAAUAGCAGGUGCAAACUUUGUACUAAUUCAGACUUUUUACUGACUCUGGCCCUUAAAAAUCAAAAUCAUCAUAAUAUGUAUAAGUCUUGGAGCUCCAUUACUCUGUGCUCACUGACACAGAGCUUCUUCUCAUUAGAUCUAAUAUAUCUGAACCAAAAGAAGUCGUUCUAAUUCCAAGUAUUAUUUUGAUUUUAUAUUUGUUCUUGCUAUGGAUACCCUGUGCUAUUAUUCAAUCUGCCCAGGAGCCUUUUGGGGUGUAGGGCUCCCUUCACUGUGAUCCUGCUGAUUAACUGAGUGUGGGAGACCUUCAUUAACAGGCUUGAUACUGUGGACUGACUGUGACAGAAAACUAGAUGUUGAUUUUGUCUCUUGCUCUGUCUCUCCAAGGUUAGAAAUGUACCGUAAGGUGCAUAACCUGAGGAUACUGGCAUGCGGAGGUGAUGGCACGGUGAGUAGAAACAGGCUUGUUGUACAACAGCAAUGCCAAAGGUAUUUUUAAGCAACACACAGACAUUCCUGAACUAUUUUAGCAGCAAACUUUACUUUGUGAUCAUUAAAAUAACAGCACACAGUGUCUGGUGUUUGCCCUUAAAGGCAUUUGACCCCAUCUUAGUGAUCUAAGCCCUGAACUUUGAUGGUUAUCUAAAUGAUUGAACAGCAACACACACUAUGCUGCAGGUACAGUUUGUUAAGCUGUUCAAACAUUUAUUCCUCAAGUAAAGACAAUAACAAAGUUGGGCAUGGUGUUGAAGGCCACAUCACAUGAUGUAUUGAUAACAUGACUGUUGUAUGGUCUGUGUGUAGGUGGGCUGGAUCCUGUCUGCUCUGGACCAGCUCCAGCUGAACCCCCAGCCUGCAGUAUCCAUCCUGCCUCUGGGGACAGGCAACGACCUGGCCAGGACCCUCAACUGGGGUGGUGUGAGUAUCUGGACAAUAUUUACACAGAGUGUACAAAACAUUAGGAACAACCCCCCCCCCCCCCCCCCAUUUUGCCCUCAGAACAGCCUCAAUACGUCGGGGCAUGGACUCUACAAGGUGUCGAAAGCGUUCCACAGGGAUGCUGGCCCAUGUUGACACCAAUGCUUCCCACAGUUGUGUCAAGUUGGCUGGAUGUCCUUUGGGUGGUGGACCAUUCUUGAUACACACCGGAAACUGUUGAGCGUAAAAAAAACAGCAGCGUUGCAGUUCUUGACACACUCAAACCGGUCUAUGUGUGCCCUCUGAAUGGCACACAUACACAAUCCAUGUCUCAAUUGUCUCAAGGCUUAAAAAUCCUUCUUUAAACUGUCUCCUCCCCUUCAUCUACACUGAUUGAAGUGGAUUUAACAAGUGACAUCAAUAAGGGAUCAUAGCUUUCACCUGGAUUCACCUGGUCAGUCUAUGCCAUGGAAAGAGCAGGUGUUCCUAGUGUUUUGUACACUCAGUGUAUACCCUCAAAGAUAUGCUUUUCCAUAGUCGUUGGACAAUGCAGGUGCACCAGAAUCAUGACAAUAACCACUUAUUAUUUCUUGAAAAAUGUCUUGAAGAAUUGAUAUAUCUCAGGAGGAACUAGCUACUUUCUACAAUGCACUGUGUUAAAUCUCUUGGUGUUGUCCUUCUCUAUCCCUCUCCAGGGUUACACAGAUGAGCCGGUGUCUAAGAUCCUGUCUCAUGUAGAGGAUGGGAACAUCGUCCAGCUCGACCGGUGGAAUCUAAUAGUGGAGCCCAACCAGGAUGCUGGGGCAGAGGAGAGGGAUGAGCAGCAGACAGACAAGGUGAACAAACCCUCUCACCCCUCCUCCCAGAUCCUGUACUGUAGACGGUGUGGUGUGUGUGUAUGGGUGAUGCAGAGAAUGAGGAUUGAUCAAAUGUUAACUUAGUGCUAGCACUUUACCUAUCAGAUGGUGUGUUCGUAAAUCAGGUUUUUGACUGUGAUGAGUUUUCAUUGAGCCCCAGCGAAUUAACCUCUCUACAAUGUCACAAUAUAAUUUGUUUGUUGUAAACAGGGUCAUGGCUGAUCACACACCAAAAUACCUCAGUGACCUUUACAUUAUUUAAUGGUUAGUUAGUUCUAAAAGUUGAGAGAGAUGAUCAACUAGAAGCACAAUCCUGCUCUGCGACCUCAAACAUGAUGUAUUAUUAUUUGAUUUAUUUUAUGGCAGUGAUGGUAGUCUGGGGCAAUAAAGACCAUAGGACUGAGGAUGGAGUUGGGCUCAGCAGCAUACUCCGGUUUUGUGUUGAAAUGUCAACAUUUUUCAUUGUGAUUUCUGAUGUUUUGGUGAUAUUGCGUCUGGGAUUAACACAUUUUGUACGGGUUUUCUUUUCCACAGCUCCCCCUCGAUGUCUUCAACAACUACUUCAGCCUCGGCUUCGAUGCACACGUGACACUAGAAUUCCACGAGUCUCGAGGUUGUAUUUCAGAUUGAUCUAUUAACGUUGACUACCCAUGUAAUGUCAUUGUUGGGGAUAAAUCUGUGCUUUCCAUAGACAGCUCACAUCGAUAGUAACAAAUUAUACUGUGUGUAUCUACUGUAUGUCAUUGUGUCACAUUACUCACUCCCUAUCAUGCUUUCUAUAACCAACGCUCCGCAGAGGCCAACCCUGAGAAAUUCAACAGCCGCUUUAGGAACAAGAUGUUCUAUGCAGGGGUGGGUACAGUUGUGUUUUCUAAACGAGAAAAUAACUAAUACAUUCAUAUUUUCUCACCAUUAUCAUCACUUUUACCAUUAGUAGUGAUAGUAAUUGUGGUAUUUGGCCAUAGCUUUAGUUGUGUCAUUAUUUUGUAUUGAUAAUCUACAAGUUUGAUUGGUGUUCCUUCUAACCAGACGGCCUUCUCAGACUUCCUCAUGGGCAGCUCCAAAGACCUAGCCAAACACAUCAAGGUCGUGGUGAGUUCAACUGACCAUUACAUGGACCUUGGCUGCAGCUCAGAUUGUGUGACGUCAUUCCGCAAAGGGUUCAAGUUCAACUCUAAAUACGUUAACAGGAAUUUCCCCACUUCAUAGUAAAGAUAGUUCCUCAGAAAUAGAAAUUGACCCCAGUUUGAGAGCCUAGGCUCCAUUCUGAGCUUGUGAUCCUUACAACCUACCCUGUACAUCUCAUUAGACUGAAAUAUGUGUUCUUCUUCACUGUCAGUCAGUCAGAAUGUGGCACCUUUCAAAGGGUACAUUUUUAAAGGGAACAUGUGAGAACUCUUCUGGGAAUGAUCUGAGUCCGUAUGUGUACAGUAAUGGAGUCACCUGUCUGUCUCCUCUCAUUAGUGCGACGGCACCGACCUCACCUCAAAGGUUCAGGAUCUGAAGCUGCAGUGUCUGGUGUUCCUCAACAUUCCCAGGUUAGCAGCCACAGCUACUCUGACUAUGUUCCUCAAUGGGAAAAUGGGUUAUAUAUGACAUGUUACCAUUUUGUCACUGUUGUAAUGUAGGCCAAGUUAGGCACAUAAUCAUGCGUGCGUGCGUGUGUGUGUGUGUGUGUGUGUACUAGAUACUGUGCUGGUACCAUGCCAUGGGGCAACCCAAGCGAGCACCAUGACUUUGAGCCACAACGGCACGACGACGGCUGCAUUGAAGUUAUCGGCUUCACCAUGACCUCUCUGGUAUUCACCUACCAACUUGAAUUUGUCUAUGUGUUAGAACAUAACAGUUAGUCGAUUAAUGAAAUGGAUGAGUCAGUUUCUUUACAUUUCUCCUAGUCAUAGCCUUGCUCUGAUGGAUGACCGUCUCGUCCUCCCUGGUGCUGUAGGCAACACUGCAGGUCGGAGGUCAUGGUGAGCGGCUGAACCAGUGCAGAGAGGUGACCCUCACCACCUACAAGUCCAUCCCCAUGCAGGUAGAUGGGGAGCCAUGCAAGCUAGCCCCCUCCACCAUCCGUAUCUCCCUGAGGAACCAAGCCAACAUGGUUCAGAAGGCAAAGAGGAGGACCUCUAUACCGCUGCUCAACGAGUGAGUAAAACAGUCCAGCAUGGGAAUGCCUAUUCACAACUGAGUUUAUAAAAAUAGACCAGAAUGGGUCCAGUCAGAAUCCGAACUUCAAUCCACUAUGGUGACUUUCUAUACGGUGCUUGGAAGUUGGAAGUUAUUGUAAUGCAUUCGAGUGUCCUCGACCGAGCCGAAGGUCGUUCUUCAAUUUCUUGCUGUGUGAUUUAAGUGGCACGCAGGUGUGGGAGACUGACAGGCCAGACAAGGUGGGAUUCAUUUGCAGGGGAGGCUGAAGUGCUGACAAAGGCUUGUGCAUGUAAAAUAAUCCAAGCCAAUGAGGGAAAACAAACAAAAAAGACAUACAACAACAUUCAUCAAAGUCAUCAUGGCUUUGCAACCAUCUUCCUUUUCUCUCUAUCAGUCAUCUUAGUCAUAUCAGUCUGUCUGUCUACAGGCUGAAAAUCGAAGAUGUGUUAUCAGAAUGAACAGCCCUAUUUACUUUCAUGGUAAUUGCAUUAUCUUUUUAAAUCCUGUUGUAAGGUUUUUGCUAAUUUCAUACUUAGUUGAUUCUGCUGUGAGUCUCGCGACAAUGUAUUGACUUGCUGGCAGGGGGAAUUAUGAAUCCUCCAUUUAAAGGAUUGAAAUGUCCAGGGGGGGGGCUAAUUCAAUGAUUGUGUUUACAGAAGCCUGUUUUAGCUGAGAUUAAGUCGUGGUCAUCCAAACCUUAUUCAUGGGCGGCAGGUAGCUUAGUGGUUAAGAGCGUAGUGCCAGUAACCGAAAGGUCGCUGGUUCUAAUCCCCGAGCCGACUAGAUGAAAAAUCUGUCGAUGUGCCCUUGAGCAAGGCACUUAACCCUAAUUGCUCCUGUAAGUCGCUCUGGAUAAGAGCGUCUGCUAAAUGACAAAAAUAAAUAAAAAAUAAAAUGAUACCAUUCUUCCUUUUUGCAAAGUUGGUUAGAAUGGCCCAACCUUCUGUGAAGCAAAACACCAGGCAUUUGGACAGAAAGUAAGAAUGAUAAGAUGCAAAUGAGCCUGGAAUUCAAACAAACAACCCAGCUGUAUUCACUUCUACACUUCUUACAUCGUUUGAGAUCAAACUGUUCUCCCAACUGUUUUCCAACAUACUCCAGUAAGGAACAAAUACAACUUGUGUUGUUGUCAGGUGUCUAUUGUCCUUGAAUAGAAUGUUAAGCUAUAGUCACAACAUUGUUUUUGGGUCUCCCACACACUGCGAACAGGUCACAUUUGUCACAGAUCACAACUUUCUUCAUGAAUAUAUAUAAUCAUCCUAGAAGCCAUCACAAUGACAAACAGAAGGGGGAAAGCUGCGUUGAACACCUUGGGCUUCUCUCAGGCUGCUGUGCAUGUGAGCCCAGGUUGUCAGAGUGUUGUGGUUAGAGGUUGAUCCCCUGUCAUCAGCUUGCAUUAAUGCUCUUCCCGGGUGACAGUCUUUCAUUAAACAUUUUUUUUUACCUCUCAGCCGAGAUGUUUCCAACUCCCAACUAGUUAGAAAUUAAUAAGGAAAGUAACUGAUACUAUACAGUAUAAUGGUGUACUGAAAUCAAGCAUAGGUUAUGAAUAAUAUUUGUUAUGUGUCAGUUUGACAUUAUUUGAUUGUUUGUUCCUACAAAUAUGUACACUGAAAAGAAAUAUAAACACAACAUGUAAAUUGUUGGUCCCAUGUUUCAUGAGCUGAAAUAAAAGAUCCCAGAAAUGUGCCAUAUGCACAAAAAGCUUAUUUCUCAAAUUUUGUGCACACAUUUGUUUACGUCCCUGUUAGUGAGCAUUUUUCCUUUGCCGUAAUAAUCUAUCCACCUGACAGGUGUGGCAGAUCAAGAAGCUGAUUAAACAGCAUGAUCAUUACACAGGUGCACCUUGUGCUGGGGACAAUAAAAGGCCACUCUAAUAUGUUUUGUCACACAACACAAUGCCACAAGUAUCUCAAGUUUUGAGGGAACAUGCAAUUGGCAAGCUGAUGGCAGGAAUGUCCAUCAGAGCUGUUGCCAGGUAAUUUAAUGUUCAUUUCUCUACCAUAAGCCACCUCCAACGUGAUUUUUGAGGAUUUGGCAGUAGGUCCAACUGGCCUCACAACCGCAGACCACGUGUAACACAUCCGGCUUUUUCAUCUGCGGGAUCGUCUGAGACCAGCCACCCGGACAGCUGAUGAAAUUGUGGGUUUCCACAACCAAAUAAUUUCUGCACAAACUUUCAGAAACCGUCUCAGGGAAGCUCAUCUACGUGCUCGUCGUCCUGACCAGGGUCUUGACCUGACUGCAGUUCGGCAUUGUAACCGACUUCAGUGGGCAAAUGCUCACCUUCAAUGGCCACUGGAAUGGUAGAGAAGUGUGCAAUUCACGGAUGAAUCCCGGUUUCAACUGUACCGGGCAGAUGGUAGACAGCGUAGCGUGUAUGGCGUUGUGUGGGCGAGCAGUUUGCUGAUGUCAAUGUUGUGAACAGAGUGCCCCAUGGUGGCGGUGGGGUUAUGGUAUGGGAAGGCAUAAGCUACGCACAACAAAGACAAUUGCAUUUUAUUGAUGGCAAUUUGAAUGCACAGAGAUACCGUUACGAGAUCCUGAGGCCCAUUGUCGUGCCAUUCAUCCACCGCCAUCACCUCAUGUUUCAGCCUGAUAAUGCACGGUCCCAUGUCGCACGGAUCUGUACACAAUUCCUGGAAGCUGAAAAUGUCCCAGUUCUUCCAUGGCCUGCUUACUCAACAGACAUGUCACCCAUUGAGCAUGCUCUGGAUCGACGUGUACAACAGUGUGUUCCAGUUCCCACCAAUAUCCAGCGACUGCGCACAGCUAUUGAAGAGGAGUCGGACAACAUUCCACAGGCCACAAUCAACAGCCUGAUCAAUUCUAUGCGAAGGAGAUGUGUCGCACUGCAUGAGGCAAGUGGUGGUCACACCAGAUACUGAAUGGUUUUCUGACCUACGCCCAUACUUUUUUUUAUAAAGGUAUCUGUGAACAACAGAUGCAUAUCUGUAUUCCCAGUCAUGUGAAAUCCAUAGAUUCAGGCCUAAUACAUUUAUUUCAAUUGACUGAUUUCCUUAUAUGAACUGUAACUCAGUAAAAUCUUUGAAAUUGUUGCAUGUUGCGUUUAUAUUUUUGUUCAGUGUAAUUCCAAUUUUUGAGAGAUGAUACCCAACUGACUAUACUUCUUCUGUUGUCUUCCUCAGCCAGCAGCCCUUCCCGGAGAGGUUAAGGAUCCGGGUGAACCGUAUUAGCAUGCACGACUAUGAGGCCCUGCAUUACGACAAGGAGAAACUCAAAGAAGCCUGUGAGUAUUCCAUCUCUGUCUAAUGCACUGUAACUCCAUCAUCCAUCAGGUGUCAGCCAGCCUGUUCAAGGAGGAAUGCAGCAGGCCCUUGAGUACUGCUUCAUGCAGGAAUGUUACUGAGAGCCAGAGGUGUUUUCAGUGAUGUAGAACUCUGUAGUAGAUAUACUACAUAUGUCCUUGUGCCAUUUUAGGGGACGAUUCCAACCUGAGUUAAUAGUGUAAAUGGAACGAAAUUCCCUUUUUAUGCACUUUUCUCUCUACGUGUAUUCUGACCUUGAAUUUAAGCAUGAGAAUAGCAUGCUAUUCACCUGCUAUUUGUUUGGGGUGGAGAUUGAAUAAAUUAAGGUGAGGCGGAGGUGUGUCUACAGAUACGGCAUAUUCUGACCUUGACUUAAUUCCCUAAUAAUUCGAAACACCUACACGGGAGGAAACCAUGAAUACGGUUCUACCGGUUCCAAGUGGAAAAAGCAUCUACUUAAUUUUUUCCAAUAGAAAUAAUACCAUUCUCCAUGCACUGUAAUUGACAACUUGAUAAGAGCUAGGUAAAUUAUUAAUCUGUUUGGAUAAGGGAAUUUAAAUGACACUUGUUUUAGAACUAUUUUACCUUAUAAUCGCUGGAGACAAAUGUGGAACCAGUCAUAUGGCAGCAAAAGGAAUCCUAUCAACUUUCCCACAGUAAAGUUGAUGAAAUGCUGUGGCAUUUUACAGAAUUUAAAUUAUACUGCCUUUUAACUUGCAGGGAUGGGCACGCUCUAAUGUCUUAAUUAUUUCCAUCAUGUUAAAUAUUAGCCACUAUCAGUAUCGACCAUCAGUAGGCCUAAUAACCGCACAUAUUCAACUGCCAAUUUACUGUUAGUUCCCUUCAGUUGGUAUAGUCUACAUUAUCAUUCUAUUUAAUUACAUUGUUUUGAUUACCUUCAUUUGCUUCCUCUGUAAACGCCGUCAAGGCCGUGUGGUUGUUGGUGAGGAUCAUUAGUAACAAAAGGCAAAUUAAAUCAUUAUGGAGCGGCGCGCAGACAAGCCGUAACAAUUUGAACCUGACGUAUGGCGCAAUACUUGGCCAUGUCGUCACACAGUUCCAUGGUUAGUGCAGGCAAUAGACGAGGGUAUAGCCUACUAUUCUACACUAUUCUCCCUAUUAUAAUUCUAUGUACACUAAUCUUCCAACGUUACUGUGGGUUGAAGAACUGAAUGUGGCAAUUUCCAGAAUGAAUCAAAUUACCGUUUUCUUUAUUUUGUGCGUAAAGGUUCUCCAAACCUGUUUUUUUAGGAUUCAUAAAUACUUUCCUAAAUCUAAGUAAUCUUCAAAAUCAGAUUAUUUUAAAAUCUAUAAUUCGGUGCUGAAACAGAUGAGUAUGCAUAUAUUUAUAUUCUAGUAAGUCUGUUGACAAAAUUCAAACUAAAAGGUACACCAUAUUUAAAGGGAUGGCUUAAGAUAGAUGUACUGAAUGAAAAUUCCACGAGAAAAACUGUUGGCUAGCAAGUGGGAUGGUUUUCAGCAGUUGAAUUAAAUGUAUUCAGUGCGCGAAGGGAACCAUUCCUACAAAGCCAGUUAUGCACCUGCAUAAGGUAAGUCUGAAUACCAACUACUGAGAAGUGCGUAGGAAAGGCAUGCACAGGAAAGGCAUACAUUUCCUAAGUCUGAAUCGGCCCCUUGGUGAACUGUCAGCAAGAGUGUUUAUUACUUCUCGUGGGUGAAAUGCUAACAUGGACUUUACAUCUACACAGCGACUACAUAGACUCUGUCACUGUCAAACAUAGGUUAGCACAAAUAAAUGUAAUGUGGAAGAACACACCAGGCCCUUGAUCGCCCUAACUAGCCUCACUAAUUACAAAGGGAAAGGAAGUCCCUUUUGAUUUAUAUGGUACUUAGUAGAAACCCCACAGAGAUGGAACUCUUUCAUUUUCUCUCUUCCUGGCUCCUCCUUGAGAGGGAGGAGGGGGCGGACAUUGGCUCCAGGUUUUGCUAUCUGUCCACCCUGAUACCCUUCUCCAAUCCCCGUCAGGCCACUCGAUUGCUAUGAGUUUAUCAUGCAGUGUGGGCCUCCCUGCAUGUGACUUUGGCUAGAUAUCAAGUGUGUGACUGUGAGGCGAUAAUGAGGUAGCUGUCCAUUACUGUCUCUAAUGGAUGCCCUGGGGCCCCAGAGGGGCUCUGUCAGUGGUUCUGUGUUUUACAGCCUCCUGCAGCACCUGUGUGCUAGGAAAACACGGUAAUAACCUCCCAUAACACAGCUAGAGCCACCCCCCACUCUUAAUUGUUAUCACAUUCGUAUCCUCAUGCACAAACCUACUGUUCCAGACAGUGUCCCAGACUAUUAGUUAAUGCUCUCCUCCCAAAAACAAUGUUUGUUUGUUUUGUCUCAAAAAACAGUGGGCAGCAUUUGUUUGGGCUGGACUUGUGAAGGCUGUUGUCCUUGAAGUUGUAUAGGAUUGUCCUCUCCAAACAAAACUGCAACAAUUACUGGGCCCCAAGUUAUGUAACUGGGAUAUGCAAGUGAUGCUGUUUUUGUCUCCGAUGAAACAAAACCCAGCUGCUAUGGACCGACCUUGUUGUUGGAUAUCUCCAAAGAAGUAUGUGAAAAAAGAAAGUAUGAUGAAUGUAUUAGGUUCUUACUGAACUUUUGCAAUUAUAUAGCCUCGUAUUACCAUCCUGAUGACCGCUGUGGAAUUCGUGUAGUGAAAUGGAAUGUAAGCUCGCAAGAUUUCCGGAUGGUUCGUACCAGGCUAGCAAUUAUAAUACUAGACAUAAAAUCUCCCUGUAGGUUUUGAUACUCAGGCAUAAUUGGUGGAGGUCCAACCGUUUUCUAACAGUACCUACCAUUCGGUUCACGGAAUGCUGAAAGUAGUUUAUUCUUUUUUUUUUUCCACCACUAGAUGUCAGAACAUGCAACUAAAAGAAAAGAAGAUAUGCUUUUAAACCUGAAGUAAAUUUUAACUGAUUUUAUAUAUAAACUCAAUGUCCAUAUUAAACUGUCAUACAGUGGUCCAAUAACAUACUUUGUACCUAAUGCACCCUCAUGCUUGCUGACAUACAAGAGAAUUCCAAGGCUGUUUUUGAUAGGCUACUCAUAGAUGUAAAUGGGAGCGAACACAUGAAAGUGAACAAUCAUUCUGUGAUUUGCACAUUGUUUAGAUUCAUUCUAGAUAUCACACUCAGACUCCCUCUGGCUAACACUGAAUCAAGUUCGGUCCCUGAUGUUUCACAUGGAUCUUGAGGUACAAGUGAUGUUAGCUGUCAUAGCUGAGGUUAAAACUCUAUUCUCUCAUCUCUGAUCCAAAGAUAUAGCAUGUGGCUGCUACCAGUCAGGCAGUUGUCUCAGUGCCUGACACCUAUAAAGAGCUUAGACAACUAUGCUGUUGCAGAGUGAGGACAGCAAAAGAGAAAGAAAAAAAAAAGAGAAAGAAGCUGAAUUGAAUUAGAGACAGACUGUUCCAAGGUUGCUAGGCAACAGCACAUUCCUCAGUGGAGAGAUCUGCCUGCUUUUCUCUCUCUCCGCCUGUGAAACUUGCUGCUCCUCAGAGAGCCACUUUUUCAAUUCACAAAUCUCAGCCUGAUAGUCCACGAGUCAUUCACUUCUGUUCUGUUCUGACCGCAAAAGAAGGCCCUGUGAAUGGCCUGGACUUUCAUGAUCACAUAAUGUGGUUUUGAUGCACUCACUGAUACACAGUGUAUCUGCUCUCUCACCUGCUGCCCAGUUGUACUUUAGGCCUAAUUGCCUGUCUUUUGUCUAGCACAAAUCAAUGGGCAUGGGAACUAAUGACAAACAUGUCCCCGGACAGUUUUUCCUCUUGCAGACAUCACAUUUAGAGAAUUCUUCCUCUGUUAUUGUUUUGUAUUGCUAUUUGGUUUACACACUUCACCUACUUUGACAGCCGUUUCAAAGGGGUUUGAGUUCACUAAGUGCAUUGGACUUUGCGUGGCACUCUAUGAAAUACAAGGCAUCCAGGAAGCCCAAGUCUAAAUAUAUCCUUGAUCUAUUGCCAACAAAAUGAACUUCCCCCAAACCUUUCUGGUUUCGAGUUGAUAAAUGGACACAAUCAGUUAGUCUGUGUCUUGUAGCUUGUGUCUAUGAGCUACCUGUGGACCUAGCUGUAGAAUGGUUUUUCAUGCUUGCAGCAGUGUUUAACAGCAUGUUGUUGUCUCUCAUCUUUCCCCACAGCUAUCCCACUGGGCCUCAUCGUUGUCCCGGGAGACAGUGACCUGGAAACAUGCCGCUCCCACAUCGAGAGGCUCCAAGAGGUGAGAAAUGAAGGAAGAAGGGGGGGGACAGCGAGAAGGGGACAGAGGAGAGAGUGUGGGUUGAUGAGGGGAUGGAACUCUGGGUAAAAGAAGGACAGAAGGGAAGGAGGACAUUGGCUGUGAGGUAACUAAUACCUCAGAAAUGUCUGUGAUGGAGGACAAUACAGACAGAGAGUAGAAGAAGACAGAGGGGGUAGGACUGAGCUAAUACCAUGGGAGGAUUGGGAAAUCAUUGUGAUGAAUUUGUGAGAGUGCAAGAGAUGAAGGAAGAGAGGAGGUUAGAAGAGGAGGGAGGAACUUGCUGAUGUCAAGAGCAAUUACUCGCAGGCUGGUAUAUGAUGGCUCAUCUCGACAGACAAGCCCAAACCUGUCUUUAGGAUGGGAAAGGAUUGCAUGUGUGGUUGUUUGUGAAUGGGGUAGACUGAGAUUUUGCCAAAACAUGACAUCCUUUGCCCCUCUAGCCCCAUCGCUGUCCCUUUUGGUUCAAAACCCAUUGAAAUAAAUAGUGCAUGAAAUUUGUUGCCAGAUUAGCGGCAUCACUGCUUUGCAAUCAUUUUAUUAUUAUAUAUCUCCUUAUUUUUAACCACAAUCCCUCAAUGGCUGUCCCUCAUUUGGGAUUCUCAUACAAUAUGUUGUUUUGUUGCUGUUUUCAUCAGCUCAUGUCAUAAGAAAAGGCUUAAAUUAUAUUUUGAUUUUGUCUGCCACUAAUGGAGGCAUGAUGACUAAAAUACUGUUGCAGAAUGGUAAUUGCUUCUGUAAUAUGUGUAAUCAUCCACUUUCAUUAUAUGUUACUCCCAAAGACAUGUAUUAUUGGUAAGUAGGACUCAUAGCAUACAGCAAGACGGCAUAAAUUGAGGGGGGGAAAUGUUUCUCCCACUACAUUCAACCCAUUUAAUGCAAUCCAAAACCAGUCAUUAUAGUAACUUCAAGACUAGAUGUUUAUUUUCCUAUCCGCAUGUGGUGAUUUACUUUGGGUAGGGGCAUUAGACAGGAAGGAGAGUCUCCAUUUGUGGGAUUACAGUGUUUUUGGGGCUAUUCCACAGGACUUCAUCUCCAUUCAUCCCUCCUUCAAACGACUGGUGCUCCAGGUUGGUAAAACGAGACAGGACAUGGAGUCUGUGGCAUGGAAAGGAACAAGUCUGAAAAGGAAACAUUCCCCUUAUCAAAAACGACUUUUAGAUCACAGAUUACAUUUACAAUUUAGUCAUUUAGCAGACGCUCUUACCCGGAGCGACUUUCACAGACGGAACAAACACAGACGGAGCAAACUAAUAACCAUAAAAUAUAAUCUAAUUCAAAAACAAGGAUGAGGCCUUUUAUAACCAUGUUAUUUUUAUGAGGACACACUGUUUGAGUAUGUGAUGCUUAAAGUCUGAAGAAAACACUUGUCAAACCUGUCCCUCCCUGUGCAUAACCGUAAAACACAUACAGUACAAAGACAGCGCUGCAGCCACAAUUCUCAUAGUUUCAUUAGGUGUUUACUUGGAAUUGUGUGUUUGAUCAACUCUUCCAUUUCUUUUUUUUGUCUCCAAGAAAAUAAUCUAGAGCACAAAUAUACUUCUCACAUCCAGUAGUUCCUUGUUGGCUUAAAAACAAAUCAACUGUGCAGUCAGUCAAGGGUGUGUUGCAUCAAUAUUCGAAUAUCGUGCCCUAGUGCUUUUACAAAGUGAUUUCACCACAAGCUCUAAGUUGCAUACCCAGAGAGCGAGAGGUGCGGGUAGAUGCUGAGACUGUCUGUCUCCAGUGAUAACCACACACUCCUCCCAGUUACCCUGGCCCACCUUUAUAUCCCCAUCCACAGCUUAGCCAAACCAGCUGCAUAAUGUGAGUGGCUGGAUAAUAACGGCUGUACUCAGGAGACUCUUUUUCCUCUUGUCUUUCUGUAGUGGCCCUGUUCCCCUAUGCAAACCAACCCAAAUUUGUUCCUCUGGGAAGAGUUUUUCUCCUUGUUCCUCGGUGCCCCUAAGCAUGGUUUAGAUGUGUUUGUAUGUGUACUUUAGUGUUGUGUGUUUGUGAUUGUGAGUGUAAUCAGGAAUAUGUUUGCCUGUGAUUUUUGUAUGCAGCAAGCAUCCAAUGUUUAAGAAACUGCUGCAGUUAAGGUUGCUUUGGCUAUGUUAUUACAGUUAGUAAUACUUUUGCUGAGUAUAAGCGAGCACUAUGACCUAGACUAGUUAGUGGACUAGUUGAUACUGUCUCGUUUGGUGGUUGCAUGUUUUGGGUUCCCUGUUCGAGACCCAGAAAAGUCUGGUGUUGAUUAGAUUGGCUACCUUGUGUACACGAUUUUCUUUGUUUGUGUGGGUGUGUGUUUUUCUUGUAGGUGGUAUCCAGUAUUUGUGCCCUAAGCUAAGCAUGAUCUUUCAGCAUAGUUCCUUAGUGCAUGCAUCAUAACAUUCUGUACACUGCUAUCCUCCUGAUCCCCUUGGAAGUUAGAUGGACUGGUCAAGUUUACCUUUAGAUGGGAAAUCAGUAGUAGGUUUUCCUGACCACAGUUAAACUGAUCAGGAAAAACCCUCAGCCCUAGUUUUAGCCUAUAACUAGGGCCUGGAGUUUUCCUGGCCAAGGCAUGUGGUCAGGAGAAACUCAUGGCCCUAGAAAUGACUUCUGUUGUUGUCGUCACAUUCCAACAGGUCUGUUUCAGUCUGAACAUUGAAUAGACAAAUUUCCUUUUGUGACUUGCCUCAGCCCAUUUUCCUUUAAACAUCGACUUACCUUCAAGAUCAAGUUCUGAAGAGGAUUAUGUCAAUGUAUCUCAUUGCAUAAGGUCACUGGACUAUAGUACCUUUGGAAAAGUUUGGAUUAAGUACAGUUCAGCCAAUGCACAGAACAGUGACCAAAGAAGGGAUUGUAAGGUCUUUGGACCAAGGAUUCUGUGACUGAGGCUCACAUAGGGGAAAACACCUGCCCUCCUAAACUCAUGGAACUGUAUAUGAAAGAGUAGGGGAGGGGUUAAUAGAAAAGUACUUUUCAUUUCAAAAAGCCUAUGUCUGAACACAAGACUCAGGGCCUUUAAAUCUUGCCCUACAUCCAGCAGAAAAGGUUUUUAGUAUUUGAGUCCUCCGUGAGUCAAGGCCUUCGAGUCUCAUUUAUGUUUAGUGUAUAGAGCAGGCUGUUGUGGAACUAAUCUCAUUGGUCCCAUUUCUUUCUCAGGAGGAUGAUGGAGCUAAAUCAAAGACCCUUUCCUCGCAGAAGCUUUCGCCAAAGUGGUGCUUCUUGGACUGUAAGUACCACUUCUUAUAAGGAGCGCUGCUAUUUAUUCCUUACACUUUCUAUAGUGUAGUAUUCCUCUUGUGCCUCCUCUUUUAGUCCCCUGUCUAUCUUCAACGCUGAAGAGAGAGCGCUUCACAUAAUCUGAUCAUUUGCAAGUGGGAGCUUCUGACUCUUACAGGUCACUGUUUUCUUGGUUCAUUCACCAUAGAAUUUCAUAUUUUGUCAAGGUAGACAUAAUAUGAUAGAACAGUGCCAUUUUAGGACCUUACGAUUAGCGCAUCAGUGCCAUUUUAGGACCUUACGAUUAGCGCAUCAGUGCCAUUUUAGGACCUUACGAUUAGCGCAUCAGUGCCAUUUUAGGACCUUACGAUUAGUGCAUCAGUGCAUUUCUUCUGCAGGAUAAGGAUUCACAUGUACAUUACAAGCAAAUAUACACAGCAUAAAUUGAGUUCUAAAUGUUCAAAACACAGGUUUUGAGGAUAAUUUAAACAUUUGUUUUAGAUUAUUGUUUAGAAGAAUUUAAGAUAGGUAGAGCAACCUACAGAACAUAAUUUAACGCAGCUGUGCUGUGUUUCUGUGUGAAAUAGGAUCAAUUAAAUUAAAUUAAACCGAGCUCCACAUUAACAUUCAUUUAGAUCAACAGCUCUGGUGCAAAGAUACAGAAAUCAAUUCGAUAAUAAUGUCACUGAUUUGCUUUGAAUGUUUCUGCUCAUUGUUGCAUAGCAGAAAAUGAAUAUUCUAGGCAGACUUCAUGCUUGUCUGUGAGAUCUUCUUAAGCAUACAGUUUAUAAUAUUUCUGUAAAUAAUCUGUAGUACUGUAAGAAUGUCAGUGAUUCUGCAUGUCUCUUAUGAAUCUAUGGCCCUUUACAUAUAUCCAGUUUUAUCAAGGCAUUGUUUAUUCCACUGACAGUAUUAUGAAUUACAUGUUAUGUUAUGUGCAUUGCUAGGAAUAGCUAUACAUUGCUAUGCAUAACACAGUUUACAUAUAUGAUGUACUCUUGCUGCUCAUCAGUCACUCCACCAGCAGUGAAACUCACAAUCUUCCAUCUCCUCACACUAGACUGAUAUGAUAGCUGAUCUCUGAAGGGUAUCAUUGUUUGAAUGCUAAGUUAAUUAACUUACUAACUAGUGAUAGUUGGUAGAGAAAGGAGGGUGUUAGAAUCUCCAGCCAAAUUGUAUGUAGCUUUUCAAAGCUUAAUUAAAUCCCAUAGCUGCUCCAUUGAAAUCAGCACAGAUUAGCUUCUAUUCACUGGUAAUAAAGCAGCCCAGAUCUUAAAGGCUCAGUCCAAAAAAAGACUGUUGUAAAGGUCUCGUGUGGAGAAAUUAUACAUUUUUCUCUCUCCACAAAACAGCAUGGCUAAUUCUUGAUUAGAAGCAUAGCAAGUGAAUUCCAGCUGCAUUCUGAUUUGACUGAUUAUUUAAUUAGUACGGGAUAACCACAUCAUACUUUUUGAUACAUUAUGAUAAGGUGGAAGAAAAAACACCUUCCCAGAUAUGUAGGAGAAGCUGAGAAACAUGCAGUACACAGACCUGCCCUUAAAGACCUUAAGAAACUAAAGGAAUCUUCUGGGCAAACUUCAUGCUUGUCUGUGUGAUAUUCUUAAGCAUACAGUUUAUUAAAAAAUAAGAGUUGGAUUAUUCUGCUCAGUGAAGCUGGCAGAAAUUCAAUUUGCAGCAUCUGUGGAAGACAGAGGGGUCUUUUUCUUGGCAUCUUAGAUGUAGGGGAAGAAGCGUUGCACAUCUCCUUAAUUCCAGCGCACACCUCCUUUGAUUCUGCUCCCACUGGGCUAGGGAAGAGCUCUUUCCCACUUCCUCAGACAGACUAGCAGCGUGAAGCUUAAUUACUGGUACAGUCCAACAGAACAGGGCUGGGGGGUGGAUGGAGGGGAGAGGGGGGAGACAGAGUUAGUUUAGUGGAAUUUCUGCUGACUGGAUGGAAAUGAUCAUCUGUAGAAAGUAAAGUUGUUUUUUUUCACUCACUACUUCCUCUAAGUUUCUACGCUGAGAUGUAGUACUGUCCAUACUCAUAAAUCUCAAAAGAGUGUGUUUGAUUUUCCUUUGAAGAGCACAUACAAUUAUAUUUACAUAUGAUCAUAUCCUGUCUCCUGUGAAUCUGUUUGUAACUAGUUGGCUGGCAACAGUGUGAGAUGUUCGGUACAGUCCCCCAACACCCUGCAAACUGAAUGCAUCUUUUGAAAAGUCAAUGGGUUUCUCAUAACUUCCUUGAUUUGCAAUAGGUUUGUCCAGCGGUCAUUGUCUGAUGACAUGUUUAGUAAAUCUUUCUAAUUUCGUCUCAUCUAGAAUUACACCCACUACCACAACCCUUUGACUCUCCUUGUAAUGUCCCCAAGUCACUGGGCCAGUUAUGUGGCCCUUUGCUCCUACUUGUUCUGUUUAUUAUACAGGUUAUCCAUCUUUUCCUUCAUUUAACAACAUGUGGCAAAGGCAUGGUGUGCUUCGGAGCUGGUUUAAUCAGGUCAACGCUUUGAUUAAGCUCCUGCACAGUUCCCAGCCCUCUCUGGCCUCAUUAGAACACUGUGCGUGUGUGUGUGUGUGUGUGUGUGUGUGUUUGUGAGGUUGUGUACAAGCCUAUGUUCAUAUUAUUUACUCUCUAUAAAUCUCAUACUAUUUAUAAAUAGAUUUUUCCUUCUUGUUUUCCUUCUAGCCACAACUGCAGAUCGAUUUUACAGAAUUGAUCGUGCUCAGGUGAGUGUGUGCCAUUUAUAUAUAUAUUUAUAUAUAUAUAUAUAUAUAUAUAUAUAUAUAUAUAUAUAUAUAUAUAUAUAUAUAUAUAUAUAUAUAAUAAUACGUUCAGUGAUGGAAAAGUACCCAAUUGUCAUACUUGAGUAAAAGUAAAGAUACCUUAAUAGAAAAUGACUCAAGUAAAAGUGAGUCACCCAGUAAAAUAAGUAUUUCGUUUAAAAUAUACUUAAGUAUCAAAAGUAAAUGUAUAAAUAGUUUGAAAUUCCUUAUUAAGCAAACCAGACGGCAUACUUUUAUAGUUUUUAUUUAUUUACUGAAAGACAGUAGCACACUCCAACACUCACACAUAAUUUACAAAACAAAGCAUUUGUGUUUAGUGAGUCCGCCAGAUCAGAGGCAGUAGGGAUGACCAGGGAUUUUCUCUUGAUAAGUGCAUGAAUUGGACCAUUUUCCUGUCCUGCUAAGCAUUCAAAAUGUAAUGAGUACUUUUAAGUGUCAGGAAAAAUGUAUGGAGUAAAAAGUACAUUAUUUUCUUUAGGAAUGUAGUGGAGUAAAAGUAAAAGUUGACAAAAUAUAAAUAGUAAAGUACAGAUACCCAAAAAAACUAUUUAAGUAGUACUUUAAAGUAUUUUUACUUAUGUAGUUUACACCACUGAAUAUAUUGAUUAUGCAGAGUAAUGGAACACCUAUAACAAAAGCAAAAUAAACAAGUAACAUGUUCAAUGGCCGUUAUGAUCUGUACAUACAGUGAGGGAAAAAAGUAUUUGAUCCCCUGCUGAUUUUGUACGUUUGCCCACUGACAAAGAAAUGAUCAGUCUAUAAUUUGAAUGGUAGGUUUAUUUGAACAGUGAGAGACAGAAUAACAACAACAAAAUCCAGAAAAACGCAUGUCAAAAAUGUUAUAAAUUGAUUUGCAUUUUAAUGAGGGAAAUAAGUAUUUGACCCCCUCUCAAUCAGAAAGAUUUCUGGCUCCCAGGUGUCUUUUAUACAGGUACUGAGCUGAGAUUAGGAGCACACUCUUAAAGAGAGUGCUCCUAAUCUCAGCUUGUUACCUGUAUAAAAGACACCUGUCCACAGAAGCAAUCAAUCAAUCGGAUUUCAAACUCUCCACCAUGGCCAAGACCAAAGAGCUCUCCAAGGAUGUCAGGGACAAGAUUGUAGACCUACACAAGGCUGGAAUGGGCUACAAGUCCAUCUCCAAGCAGCUUGGUGAGAAGGUGACAACAGUUGGUGCGAUUAUUCGCAAAUGGAAGAAACACAAAAUAACUGUCAAUCUCCCUCGGCCUGGGGCUCCAUGCAAGAUCUCACCUCGUGGAGUUGCAAUGAUCAUGAGAACGGUGAGGAAUCAGCCCAGAACUACACGGGAGGAUCUUGUCAAUGAUCUCAAGGCAGCUGGGACCAUAGUCUCCAAGAAAACAAUUGGUAACACACUACGCUGUGAAGGACUGAAAUCCUGCAGCGCCCGCAAGGUCCCCCUGCUCAAGAAAGCACAUAUACAGGCCCGUCUGAAGUUUGCCAAUGAACAUCUGAAUGAUUCAGAGGAGAACUGGGUGAAAGUGUUGUGAUCAGAUGAGACCAAAAUCGAGCUCUUUGGCAUCAACUCAACUCGCCGUGUUUGGAGGAGGAGGAAUGCUGCCUAUGACCCCAAGAACACCAUCCCCACCGUCAAACAUGGAGGUGGAAACAUUAUGCUUUGGGGGUGUUUUUCUGCUAAGGGGACAGGACAACUUCACCGCAUCAAAGGGACGAUGGACGGGGCCAUGUACCGUCAUAUCUUGGGUGAGAACCUCAUUCCCUCAGCCAGGGCAUUGAAAAUGGGUCGUGGAUGGGUAUUCCAGCAUGACAAUGACCCAAAACACACGGCCAAGGCAACAAAGGAGUGGCUCAAGAAGAAGCACAUUAAGGUCCUGGAGUGGCCUAGCCAGUCUCCAGACCUUAAUCCCAUAGAAAAUAUGUGGAGGGAGCUGAAGGUUCGAGUUGCCAAACGUCAGCCUCGAAACCUUAAUGACUUGGAGAAGAUCUGCAAAGAGGAGUGGAACAAAAUCCCUCCUGAGAUGUGUGCAAACCUGGUGGCUAACUACAAGAAACAUCUGACCUCUGUGAUUGCCAACAAGGGUUUUGCCACCAAGUACUAAGUCAUGUUUUGCAGAGGGGUCAAAUACUUAUUUCCCUCACUAAAAUGCAAAUCAAUUUAUGACAUUUUUGACAUGCGUUUUUCUGGAUUUUUUUGUUGUUAUUCUGUCUCUCACUGUUCAAAUAAACCUACCAUUAAAAUUAUAGACUGAUCAUGUCUUUGUCAGUGGGCAAACAUACAAAAUCAGCAGGGGAUCAAAUACUUUUUUCCCUCACUGUAAGUGAUUAUGGUUUCUCUCUCCAUAACAGGAACACCUAAACUAUGUGACUGAGAUAUCCCAAGACGAGCUCUUCAUCCUGGACCCGGAGCUGGUCGUCACGGAGACGGUGAGCACCUCACCAGGGAUGCCUGAUCUGGUUGAUUCUUCUGGUGAAUUCGCGGAGGCAUCUCGCAAGUUUGCCUUCCCAUCCUCCUCCUCUUCUCCUCCCCCCUCACCGGGUCCCAGGUAAGAGAAGCAGCUGCUGCUCACAGCUUCUAAUGGGAAUUUCUGUUGGAGAUCAGUUUAGUGCACUAGAUAAAGGAUGGGGCAGCUCCAUUGGAGCUUUAUGGGGGUUAUAACAGUGAAUACAUUCCAGGUCAUUUUCUGUGAACCAGUCUGUUUGAAAGUGGUUUCCAGCGGUGCUGUUUUGACAGGCUGAAAUAGUGUAGUAAUAAUCCGACUGGCAUGCCCCAGGUCCAGGACACUAAAAUAAAGGCUGAGUAAACCGUGGGUUGAAUCUGUGUUUGGACAUGCACGCUAUAACACAAUAAAACUGUACACUCCUCACGGGACCGUGCUGAUUUUGCCCUGCUGAAUUAUUACUGAGGAAUGCAGAGGCCAUGCUCGCCCAUUAACCCCCACCCAUUUAAAUCUAUGAAUCAUUUAAGUUCUAACCACUGGGCUGUCUUCAUAAUCACCCUAGGAAGGAGAAGGGCCAUACUCACCUGAAUUCACAGAGUGACUUUAGAAACCCUCCACCUCAUAGCACAUAACUGUGUCAACAGGGGAGAAGAUCCAGGUUGAAAUACUGUUACUGUAAUCAACUUAACAAAAAGAGAAGCCCAGCCAUUGUCUGUUCAUGGCUGAACAAUACAAAGUGUUCCCUACAUUGCUAACAGUUUGGAAAAUGCAUGCAGCUCCACUACUCCAUACUGUAUGUUAAUAUUUUUAGAAGAAGGAUGUCUGUGUGCCAGGUGUGGAUAUUUCCGUAAUUCUCCACAGUAGAUCUCCUCCACAUUUUGUAGCCUUUUGUGAAUGACACAAGUAAUGCACAUAGAAAGAGUCAACCAAGUUAUUCAAGUAAUACCCUUGAGCGCAACAUUUCCGUCCUGUUAAAUAAUGUGAAAGUAUUAUACAAUUGAACAUGAGAAGGAAUAAACUGCCAUGAUAAGCUGCCUUUUCAUAUCUGCUGUGCAUUCAUCAAUAUUUCAUCGAAUAAUUUCCAUCAUACAUUAGAAGCUGUCAGUCAUAUAAAACCUUUACAUUUCUCCCUGUCAGUCUACCUUAUCAACUUGUAUUGCUCUUUAUGUCGUACCAAUUGUACAGUAGAUUAUUCUGUUCUACAGUAACUUCACCUUAGUGGAAGUCUCUCUUCUCUACACUUUAGCUCAGGACCCUGUCCCCCAUCCAUUUAGGGAUUUAAGGAGAGUUUAAUGAAGACGAGGUGUGGCAACAGGUUCAUGGAGUUCAAACAUGGCAGAGGCAGAUCCUAACCCGACCCACACAUUCCCCCUCCAAAGUAAACAUGGUGGGACUAUCUCUGAGGGCGUGUGGGGAGUGUAGCCUCUCCCUCUCUUCUCGCUCUGUGGUCUAUUGGCAUGUCUUCUACAGACUAUCUUUUGAUGCUUUCAAAGUAGAGGCCACAUUAUUUUUGCCAUGUUCUCUCAUGCUGCUGGCCAGGGCUUGAAAUAGAAUUCCUAAUAAAAGGCCAUUUUGGAUCCCUGUAGUCUAGAAAGACAGGCUGAGGUUCAUGUGUUUGUAUGUGCGGGGGGGGGGGGGGGUGUAUUUGGGGUCACUUUCAGGUCCUGCAGUAGUAGUUACAAUACUUGAAACAAGAACACCUAGACAGUGAUGUUUGGAAGUAGCACUGUGUUGGAGGCAAUUUGUCAUAGAUGAAUGCCACCUUAGACUCUUGGCAAUGUAUCAAAUCAUCAAAGGAAAUUUAAGACGAUGCGCAUCCUAACUGUUACAUUAUUUGCAUACUAGCAUAAACAUCAUUUUUUUCAGAACCAAUUCAUUGGCUUAACUGAUCUUGUACCAUUUAUUAACUAUUCCUGCUACUGGCUCUGAAGAUCCCCGGCUUCUUUGUCCUCCUUUCCCUAAUCACAGAUCAGUUUAAAUGUAUAUAAAAAGAAAAGUGCAACAUUAUUUGGGCAUGUUAUUGAAGUAAAACACCCCUGAAUUGUUCCUGUUCUCUCUCCUUCCUUCCCGUCUGCCCUUCCUUCUGCCCUCUUUUCCUCCAUCCACUCCUCUACCCUGUCCUCUUACCGUCAGUCCCACCAGCCCACACUCAGACAGCGAGGCCAUGGACGUCAGACACAAGACAUCCCACUUCUUCUCCUCUCACUCCGGCUUCCCCUUUCCUGUCAGGAAGAGGUAUCGAUCUGACCUUCCUUCCUGUUCACCCUCCUUUUCUCUCACUCUCCUGCAAAGUUCUUAACUUAUCUUGUCCUCCCAAGAUUGUCUUACUCUGCCCAUGGACGUGUCUCCCCCUAUAGCCAUAUAAGAUUCCUUUGAGUUUUACUUGGAUGUAGCAGGGGGUUUUGUGUUCUUGACUGAAGCCUCUAGUCCAAGAUCUUUGUUGAGCACAAGUCCAAGAUCUUUGUGGGUGGAACACAUUGAAGCUCAUGGAAAAUAAGGUUUACACCAGCAGAGUGCAUUUUAACAGCAAAGUGUGUACUGUGUUGCUUUAUUUUCCUCAAAAUAUAACAUUUGGAUCAUUUGAAAAUAGAUGCUUCUGCACCCAUGUGUGUGUUGCCAGGGCAAUUGGUUUUAUUUAAAAUGCAAAGUUGAUUGUGUGGGUUGGAAUAGGUGGAGGAGGAUGAAUGUGGGAGGUGAUGAGCAAAAACCCAGCAUUCCCCCCGGAAUGGGAAUGAAUACAGUACAAUCUGCCUCACUGCUUAUGUUUCACUCCCACCUUCCUUAGAAUCAAGAUUCUAUUUCACUUAUGAAAUGGAGAAAAUCAGACAUGCCCACAAUAGAACAUCACAACUGAGAUUGGGGGUGAGAGGUGCUCACUCCCAAUCUGAUGAUCCAUUUUACAUUUGACGCUAUAGUCUUGUCAAAGCAGGAUUUGUCUCCAUAAAGAUGUUUGUUUGUUGUUGUUUUUUGGGCCAUAGCUGUCUAACUCUUUUCAAUAAUGUUUUUAUCUCUAUGAGCAGGCAGCCAGAGAGUGGGUUGGGCUCGGAACGAGACAUGGGGAAGUGGCCGGCUGAGCAUGGGGUUAGCCUAGGUUAGGUUUAGGGUUUGGGGGAUCGAUGAGGUUUUAUGUCUGGGUCGGAUCUAUAGUAAGAGCAAUUAGAUCACUAAACACACAUUCAUGAGUCAUGACGCUCUCAAAUAAUAUUGUUGCUUCCUCUGUCACAAUGAAUAGCUGGGAUUUUGUAUGCUUUGUUUUAGUGCUUCCAUAGUCCUGGAAAUACACACUAGUCCUGCUGUGGAUCUUUAUUAGUUAAAAUGUCAGCUUUAGAUCUUUGGGAAAACAGUCUUCCUAAUUUAGAUGUCAGGCUUUGAUCAUCUUUGUUUCUCAUAUUAUCAAUAUUUCAUAAAUCACCAAUCCGAUUGAACAGACAAUGUGUAUGCAGCUAUGCACAUCUCAAUUAGAAGUGCAGACUGUUCACUCCUGAGAAACUCUACAUUUUCUAGGCUCUGCACUUCCCUGGUUCAAGUCCUGCCCUUCACUAUUUUAGUGAGUUGCUGACUUUCCCCAAUUGAUCUGAACAGCAUCCCUACAUCUAUAUUCCAAAAUAUUUUACCCAUCAACAAUUUUUAACAGCUUUUGCACAGUCUUUUACCAUUACAGACACAUUUCCUGUAUGCUGAGUGUAUGCUCUUUGUUCCCCUUGCCUCUGGUCCUGGUUGGAAAUCAGACAGACUAAUGUGAUGAAUGUGGGAGAGAUGGAGCAGGUUGGUGGUAGACUGACAGACCCAGCACCACAACAUGUUUCGGAUCAUUACACUCCACAACAAGACCCCAAGUGAUUAAAUAAUGAUCCGCACAGCACUUCUGCUCUUUUGUUGCAGCUCUUCAGUUAGAAUGGAAUAUAAAAAGAUAUUCAAUCAAACUAGAAUGUUAUAAUUAGCUAUUAUUGGUUGUAUUAACAAUUGAACACCAUUUUAUCAAAAUAAGCUUCAAAGCAAGUACUGUAGGUGCUGGAUGACAGGAACAUUUCUAUUGCAUAUUAGUGUCUUCAUUAACUGCAACGUUUUACCAUUAACAUUUCUCUUGCUUCUAUAUCCAACCUUAUUCGUUCUUUAGACCCCAUCAUUCUAUAAUUCUGUCUCAUAUACACAAGUUCUCUCUUUUGCUUAUGCACUCUGCUCCCAAUGGUGGAAAUGUUCUGGUUUCCAUCUUCCAAAUGGGUUCAUCUGUACAGUGUGUACCUUUUUGUAUUUGCACUAGAUCCCCCAGCAAUAUAAACAUACUUUAUUGUUAUAUAUACAGUGGCCACCUCUGAUGUACACUUGCUUUAUUUUAUAACAAGAAAAGGCUUAAAUGUUUACCGCGCUUCAGGACCCAGUGGGAAUAGAUACAGUACUCUCACUACUCUGUCUUUCCAUAAUGUAUACAAUGUGUCACCCCUUCUAGGCCAUCUUGAACCUCAUCAUUUCUUAUACAUACUGUAUCUCUCUCUUUCUCUCUCUCUCUCUCUCCCUCUUUUCUGUCUAUCUCUCUCUCUAUUUCUCUCUCACAGGAUCAUGGACCUCCAGAAGACCACUCAAAGGAAGCGAAUAUCCAGUGACAGUUCGGUGGUGGAGGCACUGGCACACAGCGACUCCCUCAGGUCCAGUAAGCCAGCCCUCACCAGGUGAGAAGAGAGACUAAAACACAGGGGUGGUGCCCCGACAGAGGCAGCCGCCAAUCUCCCAAAUCACAUAUUACAGCUUUGAUUUUGUUCUUGUAACACACUGCUUUCUUGGACACUACUUCACGUAGAGAUGCAAACAAUGCAGCUAGCCAUUGUACCAUUGUAAGAGGGAUUUAAAUACACACAGUGUUUAGGCCCGGCGGUGCCAGACAGGUUUAAGCCAUGGCCAUAUCCCUGGCAGGGUGUGAUAUGCUCAGGAGUAGAAUGAGGCUGGGGAAGAUUUAGCCAACCCUCAUUAUCGGACAGAACCAGUGUAGCCUCCCGUAGCCACUGUCAUGCUCGCCUGGACUGAAUAGGAAGGGGUCGGACAUUAGAAAAGGGUCUUGCCUGUGACACUGUUAGAGUAUGGUUCCAUGUAGGUGUACAAAUCUACUUAGGCCAGGAAUUGUUCCAUGAAAUAGUCUGCAGUGUCACUAGGUCAAUAAAGCACCGUACCAUUCCAGUUUUUGCAAGGAAAUGCAUUCUUCACAGUGGAGUUGUACGUAUUUGUCCUGGUCCAUCAUUUCAGAAAAGUGUUAUGGUUCACCUCCUUGAGUCUCAUGAAACUGAAAUGACAAGCAGUGAAAUGCUGUUUUUUUUUCAUGAGCAAACACAUCAAAACAACAUGUUUUUGCUUUCAUAAUGUAAUUCAUUCUUAUUAAGUGUUUAUGAACUGAGAAUGGUUUGUAGGACUUGUUUUUAGUGCUGAUUGUGCUUUGUUUAUAUUACCUCCCUAUAUUGGAGCCAGAGAGAAGGAGGGAAAAUGACAGUGUAUAACAGCAUCUGCCACAGACUCGCCCUUCCAAAUUGAAUCUGCCAUGAAAUAUAAUGACGUUAGGCUGCUCUUUGAUAUUGUGGCCACACCAAUGACGGGGACCGUGAGGGUCCAUGGUCACUCACCACAACAUACAAUACAGUCACUUGAGCCCAUUUUGCCAUGGCACAUUGAAGGUCAAAUGAAAAAAUUAAACAAAAACAAUAACACACAGAGCUCUGUGCCACAAAAUAGCACUCUGGUGUAGUUUUUUGUUGUUGAAAAAACACACUCUUGUUUGAGUGUGUAGCCGGUACCUUUGAUGGUAGAGUGGACAUAAAAUAUACUGUUGCCCCUCUGGUCAGCGGCCAUACUUCUUGCUCAUAAAUCAGGUAGUUCAGAAGCCAGCAGAACACUGUUAGGACUACCCAGAGGGUUGGCUAGCAGUGCCCUAUUGCCGUACCUAUAGCUCUGUAAUGGUCUUUGUGCCUGGGACCGGAGUGGCCUGUGAAAAUUGAAUACAGUUAGAAGGGGUGAAGCACUACCAUUCCUUUUGAGUGUAAGUGCACUUACUGUAAGUUUUGCUUACUGCAAGUCGUAAUAUUGUAUAUAUUUUUUUGUUGCAGCUGAUGAACUUAAAACUCUAUCAUACCAUCUCAAUGCCAAUAACACAUUCUCGAAAUGAGGCUUUCCAGUUGUUUCUGUUUUCAUUGUUUAUCUUGCAUGUUUACACAUUUAUGAUUUAUAAUUUCUGUGCUCAUCGUUUUUGUUGUUGUUGGUCCAUCCAUUUUUUUGCUGUUGUCUUAAAGGGCAGGAUGUAUCCAUCGGUCUAACACUACUGCAGCUGAUUUCAACCCAAACUUGAGGUGAGAUCAAAGCCCCACUUUCACCUCUUUCACUUUCUUUCUUUUCACCAAGUCACUUUCUCAAUUCUGCCCUUUGCACUCUCUGUCACACAAUAAUGCAUUUACUUUGCAAAGUUUCUGCUUACUAGUUCCUUGGUCUGGAGUCUACACAAUAUCACAGACCUCAACGCAAUGUGCCAGACAUGUCAUGUGGUACAGUCGCAUCCCAGUGAAGAGAGAGAAUCAGAUGUUUGAAACUGAAUUUCUAAGGGAUAUUUUGAUGUUGUGUCAUGGUGACAUUGUCCUUACAAUAGUAUCAUCUUCACGUCCCAGCUUGGCAGGAUGCUAGUGAGAAUGUGGGGAUGACAUUCAGCUGCUGAUGGAACCAUAUGGCACAAACAGGCCUAUGUGCUCCCUCUCACGGUCACUGUGCCCCAUCCCCUCUUUACAUACAAUAGCUCCAUUUGGACAGCUGAGAGAGAGAGAGAGACAGAGACUGCCUUAGAGUACUCACAGACAGGCACAACCUCACAUUUGAUUUUACCAUGAAUUAUGUGUCAUUUUAUGUGUAAUUUUCCCACUCUUGUUUGUCAGCGACGCUAAUUCACUGUUGAUUGAGUCUCAUCUGGAGGCAGAUUUGCAUGAUGGAUCCUUUCCAUGUCCACUGAGAUGACUAAUGAGAAGUUACAUCUUCUGAACGCUGUCAUGUGUGCAGCACUGCAAAGCCACUCCAAGCAGCAGCCGUAUGAAAUUACCCAGAAUUUAAGUUUUGCUUGUCACUUCAGUGAUCUGCCAAACAGACUGAUUAAUGUAUUUUGUAGCUUUUCCUUGCCAGAUUUUUCCCUGUGUUAUGCUUCCCUGUCGUGCAAUUAUAAUUAUUUCCAAUGUCGUAAUUCAUUUGAGAUUUACAGCUUUUUUUCUUUCUUGAUGUCUGGGUAAAAUGCUUAGGAUGCUAGCAAGGGCUUUGUUUUUAUAUUGAAUGGGUAAUUAGUCCGUAAUCAGCUAGUCUUAAAAGAGAGGAUAUUUGAGCCUUGAUACAAAGCAAACACUGUCAGCUUUUCCUCUGAUGUUUUGUUCAACAAAUCCGCUUAAAUGACCAUGUAGCAUUCACUGAGGUGGCUUUAUAAGAUGUGUCACAUUUAUAUUCUUUAUUCACUGUAUUUUGUAAUGAUAGUGCUCAACUGAGUGUAAUGCGUGUUCCUCCUAGAAAAGGAGAUUGUUAUUUGUAGAGUGUGUUUUGGCUGCACGGACAGUAGAAGGUAAUGAGGUAACAGAAGAUGUAAUCGUGUUGAUUUGGACAGCAGCUCCCAUGUAGAUGGGUUCAUACUCUAAAAUGUAAGCUUCUCAGGGCAUCACAAUCAAUACAUGUAUACAGUAUGAUGGAAACCUAGUAUUUACCAUUCAAUAAAUACUGUAGGGAGCUCUGAUAUACCAGAGCACACAGUCCAGCAUGCAUCAAACAUCCUGAAUCUUUGCUAAAUGAACGAUGGUAAGAAAAGACGGCACACCCAUACCAUUGUUUACUCAAUGUUUGCGUUUCGAAAGAUCUAUGUGCUGAACCAAACCGUCAGCUCCUCUAAUUGCCUAUUAUGCCUUAUUCUGAGACAGACCGUCUUUUCUCACUUACACAGGAAUGUACAGACUGUUUGCAUUAACGAUCUCCGAGGUGACAAAUUGUUACCAGCUUUGGCUUCUAAGCAUCCAGCAGGCUUGCUUUUCACUUCCUAAUAAGAAAACGUUAUCGCCAUUUAAAGCAACAAUUUGGAGUCUGUUUUUCUGCCCAGCUGCAGCCCUGCCACUUGACUUGGAACAGAAUAUAAUUAAUUGAAAUGACCAUUCAACCGCAGUAAAUCUUGCGGCUUGUGUCUUUAAGGUCAAUCCCGUUGCUUUGGCUUUAGCUCAAUUGAUUAACAUUGUCUUAAGUCAUGCAGGCAACCUUGAUUCUAUGAAGCAGAUCAGUUGAUGUCUAUCAACUGCUGGGGUUGUGGAGGAGGAGGAGGAGGAAAAAAGGGAAUAUGAGAUCACAUAAUGAGUAACCUUGCCUGAGACCUGAAGACUCAUGUUUAUUCCCAGGCAUUAGUUUUACUGUAGAAGGACACAUAAAAGCUUCUGAACUCCUCCCUGUGAUUGGAGAAUAACUGUCAGGUUGGUGGAGAUGUAUGUGUCUGGACUGUAGAGGCUGGGCUCCUCUGUAAUUAUGAGGUGAGACAGAUAUUCCAGUAAACUGUGUGUAAUCUGCCCUGGAUCUCCCUCACAUUGACAAUCCAUUAGCGACAGAGGCUGGGCCCGUGGUUUGGAGCUUGAUAUUGCCAACACAUCUUAGCUGCAUAUUUUGUUCCCACUCUCAAAGGAAAUAGCUGCCAGGAUCCCAGGGCUUGAACAUAUGCUUUGCCAGCUAUUGAUUGUGAUAACUUUUUCUUAAAACUUUAGUCUGCUUCACUUGUUUCCAGACCCACAUAUUCUUUUUAAAAACCUCCCAGUGUUCUGUUUGUCACAGGCACUGUAAAGGAACUGAUAAUGCAGUUUGAUGUAAUGUAAGACUGGAAUACUCAUUACAUUUGUAUGAAGUGUGGGUGAAACUGGAUGGCUUUAGUAAAUCAAAGCACAUUUUCCUCUUAAGAUAUAUCUUUCAUACAUGUUUCUGUUUCAGCAACUGUAUCACACACAAUGCAUGGCCUACAUAUGAUGAGCUUAUGAUCCCCUGAGCUUAUGAACACUGGACCUAUAGCUACCACUUUUGCUUGCUGGCGUCUGCCUCCUCCACAGUCAAACAGCCGAAUGACUAGUGAUGGGGGAGAAUUCCCAGCCCUACCAAUGACGCGUGCUGGUAACAGCUGACAGGAAGCCAGCUGCCUUUUGUCAAGUGUUUUAAAUAUGGAACUCUGACAAGAUGCUCAACGUCUUUGAUCAAAGAUUUAUCUAGGGAGUGAGACUGUAGUGAGGAGUGGAUGGAGACAGACUGGGUAAUUGUGGGAGACUCCUGGGCUGAUGAGAGAGACUGUGGGCUCUGUGUGGUUAAUUACCCCUAACAGAGGAAAGCAGGCCCAUUAGUAACCCACAGACAUAUAGGACUCCCAGACCUUGGGGAAAGACUUGUUACAGGGAUUAUUUUCUCCUCAGAUUUACCAUGAUCACAAUGUGUUGCUUUGCACAGCAAGCAUCUGCUCUGUUGCGUCUAAUUGUAUUAUUUUUCAAGUCCAGGUGAUUGUACUGAUCAAGGUUUCCAACAGAUUAGACCAGGGCUCUCUAACUCUGUUCAUGGAGAGCUACUGUCCUGUAGGUUUUAGCUCCAACCAUAAUCUAACGCACCUUUAUUCUAAUAAUUAGCUGGUUGAUAAGCUGAAUCAGGUUAGUUACAACUGGGGUUGGGGCUAAAACCUACACGAGGGUAGCUCUCCAGGAACAGGAUUAGAGAGCCCUGGAUUAGAACCUUCUCAAGUUUUCAGACAGUUUCUAAAAGAGUAUACUCUGUCUGAUGAAGAUUUUCUUUCUAAUUCACUACCAUUUUCCCAAACCAAACUAGUUCAAUUACAGCAGUAUUCUACUUGUUUUGUGAGAUUCUAGUAACAUUGUAAUAAUGCUUUAUUUAUUCACCCAAAUCUCAUAAUCUUUUAAUAUGGCUUUAUUAAAUGCUUGCUUAGCCAUCCUGGUAGAUGACCACUCAGAGCAAGUGGUACAACAUCUUCAUGACCAUUAUAGUAUCUAUUCAGGCAGGGUUUUUUAUUCUACAUGAAUACAAUGGUCUCUGACCCGCUAAUGUUCUUUAUAUAUUCACACCUUUCAUACCCAUGAUUGUUUACCCCUUCUGCUCUGUGCUAAUAACAAAGAUGAAGAACCAGUCUUUAGCCCAGCCUGAGAGAGCUGGGGUUGACCAGGAAGUAAGUAGGAUAAUCUGUCUGGUCAGUACAAGGCCUGCUCCUCAGACAGUCAGUCUCAGCUUCACUGUUCCUGCCUGUGUGCGUUUGAUGUUAGUCUUGUGUCAGUUCUCUGUGGAUUAGUGUGUGGUGGAUUUGGCUUCCGGCAAACAGACAGCCCAGCCAGGCUCAGACAGUAACAUAACCUGGAGUGACAGCAGGGAGGCCCAAGAGCUGCCCCUCUGUCCACUCACUGUUUGGCUGAAACAGAAUGGAAGAGAGGGAGGGAGGGGGAGUUCUUUUGGCUGCAAACACACGAAUUAGAAUCUUUUACCUUGGGCUAGUUGGCAGGCAAGGGACGCCUGGAAAAACAGAGCACAUCAAGGGGACUGUCUAAUUAACCACACCACCUCUCCUCUGAACCAACACCAAAUCCAUGCAACCGAAGCAAGUCUUUUUUUGGGACAUUUUAAUUUUGUUUUUGGGAUUUGGUUUGUUUUUGUUUUUUCCUAUCAUGGAUGUUUGCUAUGAAAACCCAAUGGGUGCAGAGAGGUGGGCUUUACAUGGCAUUUGUUUUGUAGACACAGAAGUGAACUGUUUGUUUUAUGAUCCUUGAAUCGUGUCCUGUUCUCUAUCUCCCCCAGGGUGGAGAAGAAUACACUGUGCAAUACAGACAAAGGUAAAACAAACGCACUUUGAAUUGUUACACUAGGUGAUUAUAAAUUGACGCAGUUCACUUGGCAGCAAGUGGAUGGGGGUAAAUCGGUGCCCACAACUGUUUUGCUCUAGUGCUUGAUGUUUUGAAAAAUCAUCAAUCAGCUAAUUCCUGUCAGAAUGAAGUUUCACUAUGAAUAAUGUCAAUGUUGAACGAUAAGACACUUGUGCUCUAAAAAAUGUCUUAGCCUUUGUGGCCCUGCUUAAACAAGCCCCCGCACGUUCACCUGCCAUCAUGCAAAGGGUUUUACCCGAAAGAAAUAUAUUGGCACUUAAGGUAUGCAUUUGAACUACUGUGCUGCGAGGAAAGGUUAUUAAAAUUCACACUAAAAACAUUAGCAUUCAAGUCCAUCCCUCACAAAGAUUCUGGCAUGAGCCCAGUCGGAAUAUAUUCUCAAGAGCUGACUUGGCAUCUCUCGAGUUGUUUUCUAAAGAAAAAAAUAUAUAUUUCCAGUAGCAGCCCCUUUCUAAUUCUGGUUGUUCCACUCUGACAGCAGGAUUCUAGAGCAUAUCUUCAGACUCAGACGUCGUGGUAGCAACUGUUUGACUUGCAGUGCUGGCUAACUGAGAUUUGUGAGAAUGCUGUGGGGAAUUUCGAGUUGACUGUUUUCCUUCCUCGAUGGAAAACAUGCAGAUGGGUGGAUUAGGGUAAAUAAUCUACAAAGGGUAUUUUGGUGCUUUGAACAAGGAUUUGCCAUAUUGAGACUGAACCCAAGAACUCAACAGGCGUUAAUGUGAUUAUCUGUGUUCAUUUAAAACGUUUCAUGAUCCAGUGUUUAAACACUGGGUUUCUACUGAAGGCAGCAACCUGCAUCUUGCUCUCGUUACUGUCCAUGUUAGCUGAGUAAAUAGAUUAUGUUUUUGCUCAUCAAUUCAGUUUGAGGUUCCUUUCCCAAGACUCUUACAUAAGAUAUAUAGUACAUUCAAACACUAAAACCAAACAAACAAGUGCCCCAUAAAGAGCUAUUAAUGAACUCAGAUCUUUCCCCAAAGGACACUGUCAUGUCAUACAUUUAUUAUGGUCUGCUGUUGUUAUGACUACUGAAUCUACAGCCUCAUAUUUCUACCUUCUUACUCUACUUACACAUCUUUCUCAUUACUUACAGUAUCACCAGAAGUGUUGAUUGAAUGUGUGAAGAGCAAGGACCAUCUGAAGGUGAGUGGGAGCCACAGUAGCCAAUGGAUAUGCACACUGCAUAUAGGUCUACAUACUGUAGAGUGAAUGUAGGCUCACUAAUUGAUACAUUCAACAAGGGAAUGAUGACUUUACCUCAGGGUAAGCAUUUCUCAGGUCGGCAAUUUGAUAAAAAUGCAGUCUAUUCCCCCACGCCUCCAGUCAUAACCAUGUGCCCUCUUCUCCCAGCUGAAGGAGUUGCACAAACUGGGAGCUGACCUGUCAGUGCAGGACCACUCAGGAUGCACCCUGCUCCACUAUGCUGUGGACACUGGUAGCAAGGAGACUGUCAAAUACAUCCUGGACAAUGGUAGGGACAAGGCGAUACAUAUUUAUGUGUUCCAUAUAAGUCUGUAGGUAGGACAUCCCCCUCACAAUACUGAACCAUCCUGUGGGAUUUCCCAAAGUGAGUCUGUGACUCUCAAAUAUCAACUAUCUAUCAGAAGUUAACCCAGCACAGUAGGCUCUAUGUUUUAUAAUAGUAGAAUUAUGUCCCAGGUGUGGAGCGCCAUAUAUUUGAGGGUCAUGUACAUUGUUUAAGACAAGCCACAACGCAGGUACAUCUCACUCUGUGUACGCUUGUUGUCGUUUAUGGAGUCUUUCUUGCUCAACAACGAAUGAUACAUUCCAAUAUUUGAAAGGGAUAUGUUUUCUGUCAGAAAGUCCUCCUACACCAGCUUUUAUAAAAGUAGUACCUUGGAGCAUUGUAAUUGGUUUAGGGACAUGCUUUGACAUUUCUAUUUUUUCCCUUCCCCCUCCCCAAAAACAGCACCCACAGACAUCCUGGAUGUAACCGAAAAAGAAAAGUAAGUUCAAGACAUGGAUUUUGAAAUGCUCAUGUUACACAUAUUCGGUGUGAUGUAUCUAGUUCAAGUUUUAAAUAGAAAGUUACUCAUUGGAGCUACUCUCUCUCUCUCUCUCUCUGUCUUUCUCUGUCUCAGUGGGGAGACAGUGUUGCACAAAGCAGCGUCACUGUGUCAGAGGACUAUCUGUCACUACCUGGUAGAGGCAGGGGCAUCCCUCAUGAAGACAGACUUACAGGUGAGAGCAACGCUCCCUCUUCACUCAUCGCUUUACUCUUUAUUUGGCCAAAAGAAACCAAGUUGAUGCGUAGGCUACCCCUGAGAAGUGUUUUAUACAGUGGAUAGGGCGGCAGGUAGCCUAGCGGUUAAGAGCGUUGGGUCCGAAAGGUUGCUGGUUCGAAUCCCCAACCCAAUCAGGUGAAAAAUCUGCCGUUGUGCCCUUGAACAAGGCACUUAACCCUAAUUGCUAUUGUAAGUCGCUCUGGAUAAGAGCGUCUGCUAAAUGACUAAAAUGUCAAAUGGAUAAGUGGUGGGUAUAGAAUGGCCUAAUCAUCAUCCAGAAGGAAAAUUAGCUUGUCUUUCUUAUGACAAGCUAAUUAUACAUCGGGUGGGGGAGCACUACAGCGGUGCCCUACACAUCCCCUCUGAACCAAACUAGCCAGAUGCCUGCAAAGUCAAUUAAAGUACUUACCUCCAAGUGGCUCCACCAUAAAAUGUCUUAUGUGCUUACCCUCUCCUGCAGAGAUAGCCAAUUGGAUUCAUUUGUUUAAGCUUCCACUGACACAGUGGGUAGAAGGCAGUUGGAACAUAAGGUUAAAAAUUUUUACUACAGUACUUCACAAGAUCCUCCUUCUGAAGACCCCACAGCUGGUUUUUAUCUUAGCUUUCUGUCCUGGAAAGCUCAGACUUUACCACAUUUAAGAUGUCUUGAUUUUCAUGUCAAGGCUUGAAGAAUUUUCCAAUACAAAAUCUCACUGCCACAUCGUGUGUGUCUGCAAUGUAGUCUCUCUCAUAAGCAACUGACAUAAUGCUUGAGGUGUCACUAGGGAGGAGUGUAGUCCUCGCCAGUCAGUUGUUCUAUCAUGCUUUGAAAGUACUCUGCUACUGUAGCUCUCCUUUACUCUAAAUGAAACAUUCCAUGACACUCAGCAACCUCCCUCUACCCCCCCCCCCCCCCCCCCCCCCCCUCUCUCUCUCUCCUCAGUGAGCUAGCAGUGAGUCUGAUUCAUACCCUGUGGCCUUGGGAUGCAGUUCAGCCUGGCUUUCUUUCCUCUCCUCCAUCUCUUCAUCCUCCCAGCCUUUCUGCCUGUCUGUCUUUCUCACUCACAAUACAUUCACUCUUGGCCUUGAGACAUCAGCAUAUCUUAGCAAUUACUUUUCCUGUCUUUUUGUCUCACCCUCUCGCCAUGUUCUCUUCUCUCUUCUUUAUCUCUUGAGUUUUUUUGGUCUCUGCACUUUAAAAAACAAACAAUUAGAAAUAAUUGGGUUUUGUGAAGCUAUUUCUUAAAUGAGACAGUAGCUCUUGGAUGAGUCUAAAAACAUUCUAGAUUUGCUUUUGCACACAGACAAACAAAUAUUUGGUGCCUAUUCACUGUUGAUAACUGGAAAUAUUAAAACUAAACCAUGAUGAAAUCUGAAUGCAAAUGAUUCCUACAUCUCAAAAAUACUUGCAGACUGUUCUUUGCAGACUGAUCUUUGACUCUGCGGCUUAAUGUUUAGACAUCAGGAGAAAUAGAUGCUGCCUUAAUUAAAGUUAGGUUCUUCAUUGCGGUCUUUUAUGUUGAGCAAGUUGCCUCUCUUGUGCUGCAGGGUGACACACCAAAGCAUCGUGCAGAGAAGGCCAAGGAUGCAGAGCUGGCAGCCUACUUGGAGAACCGGCAGCACUACCAGAUGAUCCAGAGAGAGGACCAGGAGACAGCCGUGUGACUGCCCUCUGCUCCCUGACCUCCAGCACCACUUCCCUGUCACCUAACCCCGUGCCAAACCUACUUUAGCUAAAAGAGGAAACUCACCAGAGAAGAUGGUUAAAAGGUAGCCGGUGUUGUAUCCUCCUGCUAGGGAGUUGGUUGGAGUGCUACCAG
Messenger RNA from Coregonus sp. 'balchen', 44634 nucleotides. NCBI's taxonomy places the organism in Eukaryota, Metazoa, Chordata, Actinopteri, Salmoniformes, Salmonidae. The record is from the annotation of a GenBank genome assembly.